Messenger RNA from Drosophila subobscura, 6432 nucleotides. RefSeq names its product chromosomal serine/threonine-protein kinase JIL-1. Gene Ontology annotation, molecular function: protein serine/threonine kinase activity; ATP binding. The record is from RefSeq and is a predicted model, not a curated record. The transcript has 8 exons. Bases 706 to 4611 code for a protein of 1301 amino acids. Lineage: Eukaryota; Metazoa; Arthropoda; Insecta; Diptera; Drosophilidae. Gene Ontology annotation, biological process: protein phosphorylation; regulation of DNA-templated transcription.
GUCGUUUUCCCACACUCGUAUGACACAAACGCAAAAGAAAAAUUUCGUCGGUCGCGCCGUGGUCUGGAAAAAAAUAAGUUGAAUAUUCCACUAAAUAAUUGCAGUUUGUGCGCCACUAGUGGAUAUUAAAGUGGCUGAAAAGCACACUAAUCCGUGGAUUGAUUGUGUUCUGUGGCAGCACUCAAGGUGGCUGUAGCUAAUAAGUGUCGCACGAAUGAGAGCGUAAAGCAGAUGGCGGAGAGCGUCCCGCGCGUCAGUGUGUGUGUGUGCGCGUGAAUGAGAAGUAGAAAGCGGCGGUAAAAACCUUGUUCGCGUGUUAAAACCUACACAUCUAAAUCGAGAUAUUUAAUAAGUAAUUAUUUCGUUGGUGCAUCUCGAGUGGAAAAACAGUGAAACAUAUCCUUGAGCGUCCAGCCAUCGCAACGCCAGCAGCGCAGCAAGCGAUCGGAGAUAGCAGACGAAAACAAACCGCGUCCCCUGGAACCGCCGAUACUGAGGAAUGCCAGCGUACCAACAAUGCGACAUGAUAGUCAGCAAACGGACGUUUUAAGUUGUCACUGUUAGAAUUGUUGAAUUGUUUACAACUUGUUGCCUACGUAAGGGAUACGUAGAGAAAAGCAUCAAGUAGAAGCAACGCAUCAGAAUCCCUAGCAGAUCCCAGUCAAGCCACAGAAGAGUAGUCGCCUGCAGAAGCAGCCGGCCGAGAUGGUGGGCAACUUAAAGCCCAGCGGCCGAGAGUCGCGCCGCAAGGCUGCAGUGGUGGCGGCGGCGUUGAUUACUGCCUCGGAAGAUACCAAUGAAGAGCAUCGCACGAAUGGGCAUGCCACAAACGGUGGUGGCAAGCGCAGGCGGGCCAGCAAGUCUGGCAAGUCGCCCGUCCUGACCAACGGCGACAGCAAGAGGCCCAAGCUGAAGCAACAGAAUCCAGAGAGCGCGACCACCACGAGGACCAACAACAAAAGGUACAUUGCCUGUAGCAAUAAUAACAACAACAACAAUAACAACAGCAACAGCAAAAACAUUAAUGUGACCAAUGGUCAACAACACAACAACAAGAAGGCCACUAGCGUCAAUAACACCCCAUCGCCAUCGCCCCCAAAAGCAGUGGCAGCGACGGCGACGGCUGCAGCAACAGCGAAAAAGCAAGAAGACUACAAUUACCGUGACACUAUGUCGCCACCCACACCGCCCUCGCCUCCAUCACCCCCAAUCAAUGUGGCUGAGGUGGUGUGCAUUUCCGAUGGAGAGAGCGAGGAGAACGAACCGGCAGACUACUUUGACAGGGACACGGAGGAGGAGGACGACGAAGAGGAGCCUGAAUUGGUGGAAGUGGAGGAGGAGGAGGAGGAGGAGGUUCUGGUGAACGACACAGCCUCCACCCCCACGACGAAACUGCAGCUAAAGAACAUUAAUCCGAAGAACAUAGCUGCAGCCGCGGCAGCAGCAGCGGCGGCAGCAGAAGCUGCAGCCGUAGCAGCGGAAGCGGCAGCUGCAGCAGCAGCCGCAUCACCCAACUUAGGCAUCCCCACCAGCAACAGCACGCCGCUGGAUCUUAACAACGAGGCGCAUCAAAAGGACCUGGAAGCCGUGACAGACCUACGUUCCUACGUAAAACUAUACAGUGAAGAGGCGGUGAGUCUAGUCGACUUUGAAAUAAUACGCGUGCUGGGUACUGGCGCGUAUGGACGAGUUUUCCUUGUACGAAAACUGACCCGUCACGAUGCGGGCCAGUUGUAUGCCAUGAAGGUCCUAAACAAGAUAACCGUUGUGCAGAAACGUAAAACGGCCGAACACACCAAAACAGAGCGAGUGGUACUGGAAGCCGUACAGCGCAGCCCCUUCCUGGUCGGCCUCCACUACGCCUUCCAGUCAACAACGAAGCUUUAUCUGGUUCUCGACUUUGCCAAGGGCGGGGAGCUGUUCACACAUCUGUAUCAUGCCGAGCAUUUCGAUGAGCCGCGUGUGCGCGUCUAUAUUGCCGAGGUAGUGCUGGCUCUGGAGCAACUGCAUCAGCUGGGCAUCAUCUAUCGCGACAUAAAGCUCGAGAAUAUCCUGCUGGAUGGAGACGGACACAUUGUCCUGUCGGACUUUGGGCUCUCGAAGAUCCUAUCGGAGGAGAAUGAUCACCGUGCGCACAGCUUUUGUGGCACCCUGGAGUAUAUGGCCCCGGAGAUUAUACGCACUGGUCCGCCGGGUCACGACAGUGCCGUCGAUUGGUGGUCUGUCGGUGUCCUGACCUUUGAACUACUCACUGGAGGGUCACCCUUUGCCACGUCUGAUGGCCAGAGCCAACAGUCGGAGAUCUCAAGGCGCAUACAAAGGGACCAGCCGCAGAUACCGUCAACAUUCAGUGCGCCUGCCAGAGAUUUUGUGCUAAAAAUGCUGGAGAAGAACCCCAAGCUGCGCCUGGGCAAGAACGAUCGCGAUGCCAAAGAGAUCAAGCAGCAUCCCUUCUUCCACGGCAUCAACUGGCACGAUCUGCGCGCCAAGCGGCGCAAGGCCCCCUACAAGCCCGUUCUCACAUCCGAAGAUGACGUCCAGAACUUCAGCAACGAGUUCACCGACCAGCGGCCAGAGGACGUCGAAUGCGAUGCACCCCCAAGUCGCAUUCGCCUUUUCCGGGGAUACACCUAUGUGGCGCCCGAGCAUUUGGAACAGAUGCGCAGGGACAGCAACUGCCACAUUGAGUAUUGCAAUAAAGGAUUACUGAAUAUGCCAUCAAGACCGCAGGACCUCGAUCUGGGCAGUCGCACUGCGGGCGGAUCCUACGGUACCUGCUACUUUGCCGUGGACAGCAGCAACGAUAUGAUAUUCAUGGUCAAGGUUGUUCCACUCUCAAAGUUUCGUGCAUCCGAGGUGGAUGCCUUGACCUCCUGUGCCAUGGAUGAUGCAGGCCACCAGAACAUUGUCCAAUAUCUGGGCACGUUCCGGGACAAAUGCGACACAUGGAUCCUCACGGAGUUCCUUGUUGGCGAGGAGCUUUCGGCACCCAUUAAACGCAAUGCCCUGAAUGAGCGAACCUGCCGUGAUCUCUUCCGACAGAUUCUGGAGGCGGUGCGACACAUCCACUCGAAGAAGUUCAUCCACGGUGACGUGAAGCCCGAGAACAUUGUGUUUGAGAGUCGUGAUGAUAUGGUGGUGAAGCUGGUGGACUUUGGCAGUGCCUGUUACAGCAGCAGCUUCACGAGCUGGCAGGACAAGCCGCGUUACACUCUGGACUAUGCACCGCCGGAGAUGCUCAAGGAUCCCAAUAUGGUCACGUAUACGCCGGCCGUCGAUGUCUACGGGCUUGGCGCGACACUGUACACGAUGCUGGUGGGCCAUCCGCCCUAUCGCCAGGACCAGGAGGACAAGGAACACUCUCCGGAUAUCCAUCAUCAGUUGCGUAGACGCAUGCAGACCGAGACGUUCAAUCAUGAGGCCAAGCUCUGGCUGAGUGCCAGCCCGGAAUUUCGCCAGCUGGUAGAGUGGUGCAUGCAGCCCGAUCCCGCCAACCGUCCGCAACUGGAUGAUAUAUUGGCGAGCGACUGGGUUCAGUCUGGUGGAGGUGGAGACUUGGACGUUGCAAUUAUUGUGCCACCGCCACCCCUGCCUGAAGAACAGGAGGAGCAAAAGGUGGAAGACAAGGAGGAGCAUGAAGAGGUGCAUGAGAAGGAGAAGGAGGUGGUUAAAGAAGACGAUGAUAGCUUGAAGAAGUCGACCACAGGUAUGUUACCCGAUAAUCCGGCUAAGGACGAGCUCGACACCAUCAACUUGCUCCACCUUCCAGCAUCGUCGGCCGAGUCGUUCUUAGUUCGCCCCGCAGCAUCACCGCCUAUGUCCGAGGACGAAGACUUUAGGGAACGCAUUGAAAUCCACUCUGAAAGCGAUUUCUUGGGCUUCCAUGAGAAUCUGCCGCCCCUAAAACUGCCCUCCCAAUAUUUUGGGGAGCUGCCACUGCCCGUGAUCGUGGAGGAGACGUCCCACGCAAUGUUGCCGCCACCGCCGCUUGAUCCAGUUGCUGUUGCUCCAGUUGCUCUUACUCCAAAAACAGAGGCCGAAGAGUUGACAAACAGACGGCCAAGAACACGCCAGCAAAGGCGAACCGAGACCAAUGUACUUCCGCCUGUUGUAGCAAUGAAUGAAUCUACCACAGAUGCGGAGGACAGCAAGGUCGGUCUCUACCUGCUGAUGCAACAACUGCCGCCACCUGCAGAGGUACCGCUCACAACCAGCACCACCACGACAUCAAUAGCAACACGAAUCGCACGCACAUUGCCCGCCACGAAAGCGCGCCAAAUGGGCCGCUCGAAGCCUGACAGUGAGAAUCUCUUUGGCUUUUCAAAGACGCAAGCUUCGUGGCGAAAGUCGCGCGCCAGCUGGCGACACUUCUGCCUCGUCCUCAGCAAUGCACAGAAGCUUCUAAAGCGCUUUAAGGUACAACGCCAAGUAUACUGCUUACCGCAUAUUAAAGUCGAGAUCCCUGACGAGGACGUAGUCAAUUUGCCUCAGAUAUAUCCUCGACCGAAAGCGCGAAAGCAGCAGCUGCGGCCGCUCAAGGUGCCGCGACCACCAACGCGCGUCCAACCAGAAAGAGCGCGUGCACUGCGCCAGCGGUACGUGUUCGAAUGACGUCGCGCCGUCGGUCGAUGGUUCGGCAUAGGAGCGGCGACGGGUAGUGUCGUGGAGGUGCUGGAUGACGAUGAGGAUGGAACAAAUGCGGACGCGGACGCGGGUGGGGAGGAACGCCAACUGCAAGCGGUGCUGGCGGCGACCAUGCAGUGGGCGUCUGGCUCCAGGAGGCAAUUGGGCAGCUGACGACAGAUGAGGACAGAUGGUAGCAGAACAACAAAGAGGACAACUAGGGCGAGGCCGCAGCGUGUAGUAACUGUCUAACUGCCACACAACGACCCACAAAGAGACACACACGCCAACAUACAGACUAACACUGAAAGCAAGAGUCGAAGGAUCCGCAAGGAGCACCAAAGAUCCUUUCAAGUUUUGUUAUAUACUAUAAUAGAUAAUAUAAAACCAUUGCACAUAAGUUGGGACACCUCUUUGCCAACCAUUUGUGCGGAAAACGGCUAACGUCCCCGCCACAAAUGGUGGCAAGAGGAUAUGAGAUGAGAGUUAAGAGUAAACCGGGCAACAAUCCUUAUAAAAAUAUAUAUUCUAUAUGCGAUAUGUUGUGCUAGUUAAUUUUUAAAUAGCCUAAUUGUAAUUAAAAAUUCAAUAAUAAAUCGGAAAUCGUACGCUAGUCCGCUUCUUGUUCAAGCGGCGAUCCUAAGAUCCAUUUUGAUGCGAUACCAGAGAAUGUAACAAUCACUAAAAUCAUUAAACAGUUAUAUAGUUAUUAGUUAAGCUCAACACACAUUGAUAAAGAGACACCACACCACACACCACGCCACACAGACUUCAUCCAACGACCUCUCAUGCUGUAACCACAUAUAUCCAUCUACCUGCUAAAGUUUCUUUAAGUUUUGCUCCUAAGUUCGUUAAACAUAUUCUUAAUUCAGAUACAGAUUUCUACACAAUCACACCUUAUCAUCUUUAUCAUCGGUAUCAUCAUCAUAAUCAUCAUUAUCUUUUUUUUGUUUCAACAUCAAUCCAUGGACACAUCAUUUGCUCAAAUUUCGUUGCCAAUGUAAAUCAGGAGUGGGAACUUGCACCUACUCCUGGUGGAUUUGGCAACACUUUGCACCCUAAAAAAUCUAAUAUUAGCUUGCAAUACUAAUUUCAGCGAAAGGAUGGAAACUGCGACUUCGUCCACGAAAUCGGUGCUAUCGAAUUAAAGCGUGUGCAAAACUGAGUGGUCACCUUAUAGCUUGAUUUUAGCUGUUUUUGUUUUUGUUAAUAGUCUCUGUGAAUGUUCAUUUUAUUGAAAUUGUUUGUUAUAUUUAGUUCAUCAUCUUUAAAGAAUCAUCGUUGAAUGGCAAAUAAAAUAUACAGUAGAACAAGAAAAUUGUACUACCGAUUGCUUGGGACGAAGCCCGGAUACUCAAAGAGUGUUUAAUUCGUUAUUAAAAACUGUUUUUUUUUAAACUUUUUUUGUAUUUGUUUAUUUUUUAUUUGCUUGUACAUUGAUUUUAACAUCCAAGCUCGCACUUUCACACCGCCCACACACACAAAACCCUCCGCUGAAACAUAAACAAAAUACCAACACACAUAUCGAACUUUUGUAAAUUUACUAUAGAGUCGAUUAAAUAAAAGAGUAAAGUUAAAAAGAUGAUACACAGAGCUCAUGGUGUAGUGUACAUUUUAGUAUAAACGAAGUAACAAUUUAUAUUAAAGUUGCCUUUAAACCAGUUGCCUUAGAAUGAACACAGACAGACACAAACGUAAAACCAAAACUCCAAGAAGACGUCGCAAUAAAAACGGUGUAUAAAUGUGUAAGAAACAAAACAAAACCUGAUCAAUCAAGUGGAUGCUGUUGUGUUUGGCAAAGAGUUCUUU